CUCCUGGUGGUCAUCGCCACGUCCCUGACGGCCACGGCCGGCACACCGCUGUCGAUGUCCAUGUCAUCCCCCCCAACUCAGCCGGCGCUUCUUGCUCUGGAGGGUCGUGCCACCAGGCGCCGCACUCAGCCGGCGCUUCUUGCUCCCGAUGGACAUGCCACCAGACGCCGUACUCGCCGACGCGGCUGCGGCUGCCGACGAUGCUGCACCAGACGCCCCCGCGUCGAAGAGGGCGCUGUGGAGCUUGUGGGUGCGACCGCGCGUCUUGUCUAGGGGGAGUCCGUUGGUGAGGCCCAGGCCGCUGCUGGCCGGGAAGGCCGCUGAUGCCGAGCUGGGUACCUCUGCUCCUGGGGGCGGGGGGAAGAAAGCGAGGGGGGACACGAGGUUGCGAUCGAUGGCCAGCUUGAUCGUCACGACGUCAUGCAGCUGGACGAACGCCGGGGCAGGGCGUUCGACACCAAUCUGGUGGAUGGAUGGAUCACACACACAGAGGGAGGGGGCGGGGAGGGAGGGGGAAGACGUGUCUCAUGGUGUGGUGGUGUUGCGCUCUGUAGGUUGGUGUUACCUGCUUGACUUUGGGAUCGUCCAGGGCCUGCUUAUAGAUCAUCUCCAACAAGUCUGUACCAACUCCUGCACACGCAAGACAACACAACACAACACAACACAAGACAACACAAGACAGGACAGUGAGUGCCGCUCUCCCAUCCCCGUCUCCGUGCAGUGCAUCGCACUGACCUUUUCUCUGGUAGUGCGGGAAGAUGAGGAACUGCGACACCCUGAGAAGGCUCCGGAACGUGUAGGCUUUGGUGUAGGUCGUGGCAAACCCACACACACUCAGACACCCCGGCCCCCCGCUUGAUCUCAGAUUGUGGCUGUGCGGCCGCUCGUAGGCGAAGUACACGUGCCACUUCUCGUCCUGCUCGAUCUCCUCUAUGCCCUCGAUGAACCAGUGGAGGAACCACUCCAUCUGCCGGUGCAGCGACUUGAAUUCGUCAUCGUCAUCGUCAAAGCCGCAUCGUCUCACCUGGAUCUCCUCGCCCCUCGCACCCGCCUUGAGCUUCCACCCCCCCAGAGGCUUCCCGGGCGGCUGGAACCGCCAGUCAGGGGUCACUCGGCGCUCCAGCUUGGCGACGAAGUCGUGCUCCGAAGGGCAGAAGCCGCCCGGGAAGGCCACGUUGGUGCAAGUUGCGUUGGUGAGGCAGGCCAUGACGCGCUCGCGGCAGGCAUGGAAGGAUGCACCCUCGCCCUCAAUCUUCACGAACACGUCGAAUGUGUCCGGGAUAUAGAAGAUGUGGACGGACCCGUUGAGCUCCUCGAAAUCCAUAAUGGCUUGGUCCGUGUCGAAGAUAUGGUGGGCGAACGAGGGAUGAAAGGGCUCCGGCGGCUUGUGAUAGUCCUUCGGCGUCUUGCAGGGAUGGAAGCAGACGCUCUUGAGGGCGUUGGCGCCCAGCGAACGGGUGCGGCCGACGCGACCCAUUGUUGACGAUCUCAAUGAUGCUGGUGUUGGGAGGGCCGUCUUUGGUGCGGCGGCCAGCUGUUGGAUGUGCCUCUGCACGAAGGGGGAGGGAUCCGGGUGGGUGGGGACCUCACACGGCAGGCCAAGGUCGAAGCGGCCGAUGUCGGUCUUGAUGUCGACGGGGAUGUCGGGGCUCACACAGACGGCACGAGUGAAGGCCUCGAUGGCCGCGAGUGCUCAAACGCGGCCAUACGUCGCAUGGCCUCAAAAGGAAGAGAGCUCGCAGCCA
This is a messenger RNA of Vitrella brassicaformis, 1745 nucleotides long. Lineage: Eukaryota; Vitrellaceae. The record is from the annotation of a GenBank genome assembly.